Messenger RNA from Mya arenaria, 804 nucleotides. RefSeq lists its product as uncharacterized. Lineage: Eukaryota; Metazoa; Mollusca; Bivalvia; Myida; Myidae. The transcript has 8 exons. Bases 1 to 804 code for a protein of 267 amino acids. The record is from RefSeq and is a predicted model, not a curated record.
AUGCUGACGCAAAGCUACAGAAAAAGAGAACUUAAGUAUUUGAAAAGUAGCAAUGUUGAUAAGAAAAACAUUUGGGAGAUGAUUGCUGAGGAUGUUUCAAGUGUUGGGAUUUCAUUAAGAACUGGAAAAGAGUGUAAAAAUAAGUGGGCAAAUGUCCACAGGGUAGCAAAGCAAGAGCAUGUUAGCUACAAGAAACACCAGAAGGGCACAGGAGGUGGGUUUCUAUCAAGGAGCCCAUCAAUUAUUUCCAAGAUGGUUGUCGAAAGUGCCACGGUAAAUUCGACGAAAUAUGCCGGAAUUGUUGGGGGAGUAGCAACAAAACUUGACUCACUGCUUGAGGAGACCACUGUUGGCGAUACUACAGUAAUUCAUCCUCCCAACGUACUUGUUGAAGUUACAAAACAAGAUAAUGCAGGUACGACAUACGAAUGUGGUAAUCAAGGCCCCUCCGUGAAGAAGUCACGCAGUGUCAGUUACAUAGCUGAAGAGGAACGGAUGAGUUUCAUAAACAACCUUGUCAGUGGAAGUGGACAAGAAAAUGUCAGCAUACCUGGUGGACAUAAAAGAAAAUCUUACGAAACUGCCAAGGAAACAACAAAGGUGACAACAGAAGACAUCAACAAGAUGCAGUACAUCUUUUUCCAAAAACAGAAUGAGCUGGCCGAUGUCCAGAUCCGAAGCUUCGCAGCAAUGGAGACAUUCUUCAAGUGUGCCACUGAAAAAAUGCAAGGGAAGGAACAAUCCUUCAGCCAAACACUAGCGGGAUUCAUGGCGCAUUUCAGAAAUGAUGUUACAUUUGCAUGA